Tarenaya hassleriana is the source of this 5784-nucleotide messenger RNA. Its product is annotated as protein RST1. The transcript has 24 exons. Bases 39 to 5549 code for a protein of 1836 amino acids. Lineage: Eukaryota; Viridiplantae; Streptophyta; Magnoliopsida; Brassicales; Cleomaceae. The record is from RefSeq and is a predicted model, not a curated record. Gene Ontology annotation, biological process: regulation of post-transcriptional gene silencing.
GGUUUAACCUCUUUGUUCUCUUUCUCACUAUACGGACGAUGGACUCGUACGCUCCGCUGCUGGAGAAAACCCGAGUUCUUCAACCGUCGAUUCAGAGACUCGCCGUGAUCUCCGUCUUCUCCAAGCUCCGAUCCUCUUCGGAGCGUCUAGGGCCUGACUCCGAUCCCGGACGAGAAGCGAUCUCCUUCUGUCUCUCCGCUGAUUCCGUCGCCGUCGUCGAUCAAUCCGUUCGUGAGCUAUGUCGCUUAGUCUUGGACUCCGUGUUGGACGUUUCACGCGGCUUGUUGGAACUUCAGUCCGCUCUCGAAGGAUCCCACCCGAAGUUCGUUUCUCUCUUCGUGAAGGGGUUAGGGUUUUUGAUUCGUUUCGGUUAUGAGCGGAAAGGUGGGAAUUGGAAGUUCAAUACUUCGGAGAAUCAUCCGUUUGUCAGGAUUCUUUCAAGCCGAAUAGAGGUUCAAACGGAGCUUCUUCACCAAGUUCUACUGUUUAUGGCGCAUAAACGGCGAUUUGGAAUCGUCGGAGUGUGUGAAUUUUUGGAGCCAUUCGUGAAAUUUGCGAUAUUGCGAAUACCAUUUACGGAUUCGGCGUCAUCUUUGUUUUUAAGGGAGUUGAUAUCUUCAAUUGCUUCCCUUUGUUGCUCAUUCCGCCAUGAAGUACUGCCUGUUUUCAGGUUGUUUAUUUGCUGCUUAAAAUAUAUCCCGGGCAAGAAUUUAGAUGGUGAUCGGAAUCUCAGUUGCAUUGUCAAGACUCUAGUGGAUGCCUAUACUAUUUGGAUGAGAGACUUGGUUGGGACUGGAUUGGAACUAACAGAGGUUCAUAUGUUGGGAGUGCAACUGGUAGAUACUGUUCUUUCGCUUUACACUGCUCCUCAUGUUCAAGCAGCUGAACAGGAGCUUGUUAUUGAGCCACUCAAGCACUUGUUAACUUUUCAAAGGGAUCUUGGGUUGCCGUAUGUACCUGAAUUAUCUUCGGUGGUUCUUUCUCUAGUUGUUAUGCUUGCCAAGUCCAAUGCUGAGCAUGAAGAACUCUCUAUUUUAAAAUUCCUCCAUUUCCUGCUCUUAUGGAAAAGUCAAAAUGGAAGCACAUUCAUCAGAGAUGCAGCCAAUCCAAGUGACGAGCUUUUGUUAUUGUUCCCUAUUGUUGUACUCAUGUCUUCGCCCUCCAAAUCAGUCAAAGGAGCAGCAAGUAAGGUUCUUUCCAUCAUAGAAAAUGUCUUGUUAAAAUUGGCAAAAGCAUCAAAGACUGAGGUCUGCAUCCAUGACGGAGAUCCACCUCUCAGCAGGGCUGGUUCUGUUGUGUUUAGGCUCAUCUUGCAACUCUGGCAUCAGAAUCAUUAUCCAACAUCUACCUCCUUCCUAAGAGUGGCUUCUAGUAGAAGAAAUGGAAUUGAAGAAACUGAUCAUCAACCAAGAUCUUGGGCUUCACUACUCAGGGAACAUGCUCAAUGGGUUUUGGAUAGAAGAAAAACUUCGGCAUCUUUGUCUCUGUCACAAGAGAUACCCGUGUUACUUGGUGCUAUUGCUUGUGUCCUGGUGAUUCAUCCAUCCCUUGGAUCUGAUGCUAUCGAUAUUUUGGCUGCUACUGGUGUCAUGGAUCCUAAAAUGGCUGUUCCUCUAUUGCUAGCUGUUCUAUAUUACAGCAACAUAUUUUCUCGAAAAGAUAAUCCUUGCCGGAAUGCGUUGCCAAAACUUCUGAGCUUGCUUCCAUCACUUGCUUCACAACCAGUGAUGGUUCCACUUGUAGUUCAAACUAUUACACCAAUGCUGCGCAAGGAUGUGAAGGGACUGUUGUAUGCCACAGCCAUUAGAUUGCUCUGCAAGACCUGGGAGAUCAAUGACCGUGCCUUUUCAAGCCUGCAGGAUGUAUUACGUCCAAAAGGGUUUGUUGACUUCAUUUCGGAGAGAAAUAUAUGCAUAAGUAUGGCUGCUACCAUCCGUGAUGUCUGCAGGAGACAUCCUGAUAGGGGAGUGGACCUAAUCUUGUCUGUCCAGGCGUCUAUAGAAAGCCAAGACUCUGCGGUUCGAGCGCUUGGUUUUCAGAGUCUUUCUCAUCUUUGUGAAGCUGAUGUAAUAGAUUUUUAUACUGCAUGGGGUGUCAUUGAGAAGCAUGCACAGAGCAUCACCAUGAAUCCUUCCCUUGCUCAUAGCUUAUGCGUUCUUUUAGGGUGGGGGGCAAUGGAUGCUGAAGCAUAUCCUGAAGAUGCAGAAAAGGUUUUGAAAAUUUUAUGGGAAAUUGCUAGCUUUGUGCAGAUGACUCAUGAUUUUCAAUGGACAAAGGCACGAGUUUCUGCCUUAUCGGCUCUGGGUCAGUAUGAGGUGUCAUUUAUCAAAGAGAAUAUUUCUGACUUAGAUGGAAAUUAUGCAAAAUUACUCUUUUCCGAGACAAAUCCAGAGAUUCUUAGGGCUUUGGAAGACCUUCUAAUCAAGAUCAUCAUGCAUGAGCACACCUUUCGCCGAAGAAAUGUGAAAGAGAAGAAAGUUCCUGUUAGUAAGAUUGAGAAGCUGCUGGAUGUGAUUCCUCAGGUCAUCUUCCCUUCAGGAAAAGGAAUGAACAUCAGGGAACUACCUGGUGCUGCAUUAUUAUGUCUUUCCUUUAGUCCAAGAAGUUUAAACCACGGGGCAUCAAAAGGCUUUCAUGAUUUGCAUGGUCAAUAUGAGGAUGCAUUUAAGGAAAUAGUCGCAUCUCUACAGCUCUCAAGAAAUAUAGCCAUUGCACUUAUCUCAUUGCAAUCAAUGAAAUCCUUUAUGCGACGGUGGAUGAGAGCCAACAUAAUAUUUAUUGAUGCAACGGCUGCAGAUAUCUCAUCUGACAAAACUUCUAAAGCUGCUAGCAAGAUUUUAAAGAGUUUGGUGCAUAUGGCUGAAGAAACUCUUCCGAGGUGUGCUGAAAACAUAGCGCUGGCACUGGGUGCACUGUGUGCAGUGUUGCCAGCAGCUGUCCAUAAUAUUAAAGCAACUGCAUCAAAAUUUCUGCUGGAUUGGUUGUUUAAGUACGAACACGAACACCUUCAAUGGACUGCUGGUAUUUCUCUUGGAUUGAUUUCCUCUUCUCUACAUGCGACUGAUCACAAGCAAAAAUUUCAAAAUAUUUCUGGACUUCUUGAGGUUUUAUGUAGCAGUAAAAGCACUUUUGUUAAAGGAGCCUGCGGGGUUGGAUUGGGGUUUUCAUGCCAAGAUCUUCUUACUCGGGCUGAAGUUUCUGAAAAUCCCAUUAUAGGAAGUGAGACUCAUAGGAACCAAGAGGAAAGGUUCGUAGGGAGGAUAGCAAAGAUUCUAGCUUCAAUAUUAGUUCGCUUCCUGCACACUUCAUCGGAUAUCCUAGAUAGUUUGUCUGCACUAUUUCCAGUUUUCAAAGAAGAUAAUGUGACAAGCUUUUCUCAACUAUCAGAUGAUAAUUCUGAAGAUUUCGAUGAUGAUAUAUGGGGUAUUGCUGGGCUCAUUAUAGGUUUGGGGUUGUCAGUUGGUGCGAUAUACAGAACUGGGAGAAAAGAUGCUGUUCUAAAGAUAAAGGACCUGAUCAUAUCAUGGGUACCACAUGCAUAUUCUCUUAAACAAAUCUCGGGAUCUUCAAUGGACAUAUCAGAGAGAGCUUUUUCAGUAGGCGCUUGCUUGGCACUUCCAGUUGUGAUCAAUUUCUGCCAAAAGAUGGAACUAUUUGAUUACCGUGAGGUGGAUCAUCUUAUCAAAGGCUUCAAGGAGCUAAUUUCUGAGUUAUUAGAUGUUAAAAAGUCCGGUGCAUUUCACACCAGUUUGUUAAUAGCUUCGUGCAUUGGAGCCGGAGAAACCCUUGGCUGUGUUCUGAAUGAAGGUAUCCACCCUAUUGACGUUGAGCCAAUAAAAUCCUUACUUGAACUGUUUAGGACAUGUUAUUCUGGGCUUCAUCCACCUGUCGUCCAUUUUGGUGGCAUGCUCGGAGUCGUUAAUGCCUUAGGAGCAGGUGCUGGAAAUUUGGUCUAUUCCCAUCCUCUGCCCCGGACUCCACAAACCAAUUCUGAGGAGAAGGAAAUUUCUUAUGUUUCAGGUCCUUUGCUUUCUAGUUUGAUUUUCACUCAGCAUUUGACGCCUGUUGUGCAAGAGAUAUUCCUUAUUGCACAAAAUAACAAGGAUCAUCGGCUACAACUGUAUGCUGCAUGGGCUAUCUCAAUUUUUAGAAAUUAUAUGUGGUCCAGAGGAACAUUAAGCCUCACCAGUGAUAUCCAACCUGAUAAUUCUCACCGCAAACUUGCUUCUCAUAGCGUUUCUGAGGAUGCCAUGGUCUCAGAACUUGCUCAAUGGAUGAAGAAUCUGAAAUUGCCUGAGGCAGGUGGCUCUCUGAAUAUUGGCACAGUGGCAACUAUCCUGAGGUGUAUGUCUCGUGCUCCUAGAUUACCGGCCUUGGACUGGGGAGCAACAAUAAGAAGGUUGAUGAAACAAGAAGCUCUUAGAGAAGAGUGUUUCAGGUUAUCAUUGGCUCAUGCAAGCCAGCACGAUGAACUCCUGGCUUUUCUCGACGAUUUAUCAGAGCUAUCCAGAUUCAAUGCGCUAGAGCUCAAUCUGCAGUCAUGCAUGCUCUGUCAUCUAGGUGACAUGAUGAGAAUAUUCUCAGGUUCAAGGACAGAGAAACUGCUUGACGAUAUGUCUCACUUCAUAACCUCACUAUCCUCAAAUCAAGUGUAUAACACUGACCAGAAAAGCUUCUUGCGGGUUUCUUGCUGGAAUGGUCUCCGUCAGUGUCUUGACGAAACUUCUCUCGAGUCUUCUUCAGAGUACAUCUCAAAGAUUGAAAAAUGCAUGGAGUUGCUCUUUGCCUUCUUGCCAGUAGCCUCACACUCUCCAUAUGCAGCAGAAGAGACGAGUGUGGUGAAGGAAUGGUCGGAGGCAGUUUUGUGUUUAGAGAAGUCUCGUCAGGAUUGGUUAUAUGAUUUUCUACUGGUCUCAAGUUUUGAUUCCGUAGAUAGAAAUGUCGAGCUCCAGGCUGAGCUAAUGAGGAAGAUCCAUGCAAAAGCGAAGCUUGCAAGGAAUGGCUCUAUCCCGUCCACUGAAUUAGGAAGACUGAAGUCUAUUAUAUUUAACUGCGAACCAUCUGGUAUGUGGAACGUUCUAGUCGAGGUAGUGGCGGCACUUCAACAUACAGAUGGAGGUGUAAGGAGAAAGUGGCUUAUCGAAGCUGUUGAAAUCAGCUGCAUUUCUCGUUAUCCUUCCACGGCUCUUCUAUUUGUCGGUCUUCUCUCUGGUAUGUGCUGCGAGUACAUGCCAUUCCUCACCUUAGACCGAUCCAUGGUGUUGAAAGAUAUGGCUGUCACCGUAACUUCACUCCUCUCUGAUCCCGACUGGCAAGUCAUUGGACAGACUUUCGUUUCAAAUCUCUGGAAUUCCAUGGGACGUAUUUACAGUUUCGCCACUGGUCCGGGCGAUGAUGACGAUACAUCGGCAAGCUCACAGCCCCUAGCCGAAAGCGAACGAGAUAGUGCACCUUUGCUUCUCAAGGUCAUGCAUUACAUUUGCGUGGCCUUCAGAGAACACUUGCCUCUGGAGAAGCAGCUUAGACUCGCAGCCAUGGCAAUUUCUUGAUUCCAUCAAUGGUGGUGUGAGCUUUGUUAUAUAUGAGGUGAUUGGUUGGUUGUGUAAUAUUUUAUUUUGUUGUGUAAUUUAUAGGGUUCUUUUAUUGAUUUUAUUGGAAGAUUUCCAUGUGUCCCUUUUUGUAUUGUAUCAGGUAGGUAUGACCAAAAUAGAAGUGAACCUUUAAGGGGUUUGGUGAUUUUGGUAAUUUUUUUUUUUUUGGUAACGAGGUAAUUGUUAUUUUUUC